Cuscuta campestris is the source of this 776-nucleotide messenger RNA. The record is from the annotation of a GenBank genome assembly. NCBI's taxonomy places the organism in Eukaryota, Viridiplantae, Streptophyta, Magnoliopsida, Solanales, Convolvulaceae.
AGUGAGAUUUUGUAGAAAAGUAAUAUUGUCUCUUUUUUGUAAUUUCAUAUUCUCUUCGUGCAUAUGGUCUCCAAGGAACUACUCUGAACCAUGCAUGCUUCCAUUCGUAUAAGGUGGUUCACAUUCUUCCAACACCAAAUAAUAAAGGAUCAAGAAUAUAUACAGUGCUCAGAUGCUCUACUCUCAAGCCAAGUGAUUAGUAGAGCAUGAGAAAAUGAUACCCUAGAGAACUGGAUAGCCCUAUCAAGAUUACCAAGUCUCCAUACUGGAAAAGGCUUUGUCGCACCGAGGAGGUAGCCUACUGGUUGUUUCCAUAUAUUGACCUCAACGAAUGCCUCACCUACCUGGAACUGCAGAGAGAGGCGAAGAGGGAGAGAGACGAGGGUUUCUCGCCGGUAACGCCAUCAUCGCCGGCGUUUACAGGCGAGUCUGGUUAGACGCACAGCGGAAAAAGCGAGAGGACGACGAGGGCUUUCAACCACCGUGCAUCACGCGUCCUAGGGUUUGCAUCUCUACGUCUAGGGCUCUCGAAAUUCAGAGGUAAACAGCUCCAAUCCUUCGAUUUUAGCCUUGUAACGUUUAAUCUAAGUUUUAUACUGAGAAUUUGGAGUUUUGGUGUUUGAAAUCUGAAUUUGUUGGCUGAAAUUACUGUUUGUUAGUCCCUGUUGAAGUCGAGAAGCUGUAGGUUGCACUUUGGUUUGAUUUUUGGAGCUUUAAUUCUGUUCAUUAGCUUUUUACUCCUUAUCUCAGUCUGAAAAUGAAUUUUGGAAUCCUUA